Perkinsus marinus ATCC 50983 is the source of this 1311-nucleotide messenger RNA. RefSeq lists its product as hypothetical. The transcript is spliced from 5 exons. The record is from RefSeq and is a predicted model, not a curated record. The coding region runs from base 1 to 1311 and encodes 436 amino acids. NCBI's taxonomy places the organism in Eukaryota, Perkinsozoa, Perkinsida, Perkinsidae. Gene Ontology annotation, molecular function: zinc ion binding; nucleic acid binding.
AUGUCACAGUAUCCGUCGAGUUCUAAGGGUGGGGAUAAUCCUGCUGAUUCUAGUAAACGGUCUACACAGGCCGGGAACACUUCAUUGGUACCCGAUGCAGGAUAUCUUGCUCUUACUGGCCCCGGACAUCGAUCAGAAGGUGGUGUUUCUUCGGCUCGGAGUGAGUUUGCUAAGGCUGUUGGCCUCGAUGCUAGACUCAUUCAUCUGCUCAAAUCUGAAGAGGUUGAAGCUCUUGUGACUAAAACUUCUGGUGGACGAAGUGAUAAUGGAUGUGGUUCUAGCAUUCAUGACCUAUGUAUGGAGCAAGGUGAUGCUGAUGAUUCUCUCAAUAUCAAAUCGGUAGUUUCUGCUUCGGUUGAGCAGCGACUGCAACAUGCUGAGAUGUUUUUGAGAGGUGCUUACAGUAUCACGGAUGAUACUGUGAAGUAUCGUCAACGACUUGCUCAAGUUAAGCAGAAGACCAAUGAACUUAUUGGUAUUAGUAUUGCCAAUGAUGAAUUGCUGGAUAAGUUUGUUCGUGGAUUACGACCAAAUUAUCAGAAAGCGGUGAAGACUAUUUAUGCUCAUAUUCGUGAUACUAAUGAACUAUGUAGUGUCUUAACUCUUUGGGAAGCCUCUAAUAGUGAGUCUGGUGCUACUGUAAAUGUUGUUAGUACUGGUGAAGACUCGGUUAAUGUUGAAGGUUCUCAGAUGGGCCAAGGACCUCAGAGUCAAGGAAGUGCUCAAGUUAGAGUUAAGGUCCCUAUUAAGUGUUGGUACUGUAAUGGUGCUGGUCAUAUGAAGCGAGAUUGUGAUCUUUGGAAGGCUAAAGUGAGAUCUCAGCCGACUCAGAUAGUUAAUGCUGAUGUUCCAAAAUCUAUGGAUCCUUCAUCUGUAGUUGCUUCCCAGCAAUUGAGUCCGGGUUCUGUGAGUGUAGCGCCAGCAGUUGCUGUACCAGCAACUACCAAACCUAUCGGUAAUAAAAGUUCUGAUCAAGACCCUGCUAAUGUUGCUACUCGAGGCUUUGAGAAAGUAUCGGUUAUCUCAGCUAUAUGGGGUGCUAAGGUUGCUGCAUUGUUGGAUACAGGUGGUCAAGGUACAGCAUAUAUUAAUGCUGAUCUGUAUCGUGCUAUUAGAAGUGAGGGUUUAUUCGAUGAUUCCUUGAGUACUUGUCAAGGAGUUACUUUUGGUAACGGUGAACGUGUAGCUGCUUUAGGUGGCUUCUUUGCUUCUCUAGAGGAUGGUGACAAGAAGGAGUUGGUGGAAUCGGUUCAAUUCAAGGUGAUCGAGGGAUUAACUCCCCUUGUCAUUGUUGGUAUUGAGACUAUAUAA